AAUGUUUCAGGCGAAAUUGAUGGCUGUAGUAACUAUGCUAGAUGAUACUUAUGAUGCUUAUGGCACUUUCCAAGAACUUGAAAUAUUCUCAGAAGCAAUUCAAAGAUGGGAUAUUACUGCCAUUGGAUCUCUUCCAGAAUGCAUGAAAGCAGUAUUUGAUGCAAUUAUUGAGUUGUGUGAAGAAAUGGAAUUGGAAACAACUGAGAGUGGAAAAUCAAGCUUUAUGGUUCCACGUUUUAAACAAGCUGUUAGUAAAUUAGUAAAAGGCUACAUGAUUGAAGCAAAAUGGUGCCAUGAAGGUCUUAUUCCAACAUAUGAAGAGUAUAAAGUUAAUGGUGUCUUAACUUCUAUUUUUACUCUUUUGAUGUCAUCAUUUAUUGGCCUGGGAGAAUAUGGAACAAAAGAAGUGUUUGAUUGGAUUUUUAGUGAUCCAAAUAUCAUUAAUGCUGUAUCACUUAUUGGAAGACUCUUAAAUGACACAUCAUCACAUAAGUUUGAGCAACGACGAGAUCAUGUUGCCUCAUCUGUUGAAUGUUGCAUGAAGCAAUAUGACAUUUCAUAUAGAGAGGCCUAUAACUUCAUUCGCAAGGAUGUUGAAGAAUAUUGGAAGGUUAUUAAUGAAGAGUGUCUCAGGUCAAAUGAUAUCCCAAAAUCUGUACUAGAUUGUGUAGUUAAUUAUGCACGUAUUUCUGAGGUUUGUUAUGGAAACCACCAAGAUAACUACACAAAUGGAGGAUUAAAGGAUUAUGUCUCUUCAUUACUUUUGGAUCCCGUGCGCAUCGAUCAACACCAAUAAGAGAAGUCAUUUCACAUAUAAGUGACAUUAUGCAUAUAUCCUGUAAUAUCUUAGGAUGUAUACUACCAUAAUGUUGCAUACUAUCAAGCAUAAAUAAAUAUGAAAAAAGAGUGAAUUGUUGGUAUCAAAGUUGAUUCAUUCUACGUGAAAUGUUGAAUGUGGCAGUUGAGACAAAUGUUAUUUGUAUAUUGUUGUUUGCUCAAUAUAAUAAUAUGUCCUGUCAUUUGCUUAUUUAUUAAUGUA
Messenger RNA from Cajanus cajan (pigeon pea), 1039 nucleotides. NCBI's taxonomy places the organism in Eukaryota, Viridiplantae, Streptophyta, Magnoliopsida, Fabales, Fabaceae. The record is from RefSeq and is a predicted model, not a curated record.